Messenger RNA from Electrophorus electricus (electric eel), 769 nucleotides. RefSeq names its product upper zone of growth plate and cartilage matrix associated b (gene ucmab). Gene Ontology annotation, biological process: regulation of osteoblast differentiation; embryonic skeletal system development. Lineage: Eukaryota; Metazoa; Chordata; Actinopteri; Gymnotiformes; Gymnotidae. Gene Ontology annotation, cellular component: extracellular matrix. The record is from RefSeq and is a predicted model, not a curated record.
GUCUGGAUCCCCUUUAUAGCUGGCCUUCCUGAAGCUUGGAAACAGCCCUAAAAAUGUUUUGGAUGCGGCCUGUCUUGCUUAACUGUCUGGCUGUGCUGUUCAUCCUCAAAUUGUUCCACAAAGCUGACAGUACGACUUUGUCUGAUGGCAAGAAAGCAGCAGGUCCACAAGGUGAGCUAAAGGGGAUUUUCAUGCAAGAGAGGGAUGCCACUAACUUCUUCAGGCGCCGUAACAGAAGGGCAGUGAAAUCACAGGAUGAGAUCAAUGCUGAGCUGAGACAGAGGCUGGCAGCUGAUGAAAGGAAGAGAGAAUACCAUGAAGAGCGGAUGAAUCAGUUUGAGACUUAUGCUGAGGAAGAGCAUGAUGAGCAAGACGAGAGGACCCAAGAGAAGACUGAGCAGUGGAGAGAAUUCCACUAUGAUGGCCUUGACCCAUCUCAUGAGUAUAACCAGGGCACCAUUUAAAACCACCCAGCACAGGUUUUGUAUAUUAAAAUGUGCUAAUGAACAAAAAUAAUGGUCCCAAACAAUUGCAUAAUGCAUUAAAGCACCUUCACCAGCAAGUAUUCAGAUUUGUUUACUAGAAAAAGGCCUCUUCUUCUAUCUUCAGCGGGGCUUUUGACUCACUUGGGUCCAAGCUACAGUGCCAACCACUGGGGAUCUUUUAAACAACAGUUACUUAUGCUGUUUAAAAAAUGCAAAUGGAAGAGUGAAAGGCUCUGAUAUCACAUAAAAUGGUGUUUUUUCCAACUUAUGAUUUGAUUUACUAA